Messenger RNA from Bacidia gigantensis, 771 nucleotides. RefSeq lists its product as uncharacterized. Gene Ontology annotation, molecular function: protein binding. The transcript is spliced from 3 exons. The coding region runs from base 1 to 771 and encodes 256 amino acids. The record is from RefSeq and is a predicted model, not a curated record. NCBI's taxonomy places the organism in Eukaryota, Fungi, Ascomycota, Lecanoromycetes, Lecanorales, Ramalinaceae.
AUGUAUCCCGAAAACGAGGACCUCAGAGAGGGGUUGACUCAAUUGCUCGAAAGCGGAGAAUCUACUGACCUGAUAGUUCGGACUGCUUUGAGGCACAUACCUGUACAUAAGCUUAUUGUCUGCGCUCAAUCACCAGUCUUGAAAGCAAUAUGUACAAGCGGGUUCAAAGAAACAUCUAGCAACAUCAUUGAUCUCACGGAUGACAAGUCAGAAUCGAUUGAGCGCCUCGUACAUUUCUUCUAUGAUGGUCAUUACUACGUUACCGAGGAGGGUCCAGGAACAGUCGGGGAGGUCGAGUUGAACCUAUCGGAGCACAUCGAAAUGUAUGCACUAGCCGACAAAUACGACAUAGAUGGGCUGAAAAAAGCUGCGAUACAGGGUUAUAAGAUGACGCUUGACCUUGCAACAGGCAGAGAGACAAUAAGACAGAAUAUAAGAAAAGCCCUUCUCACUACGCUGGCGAAAGUAUUCGAGUCAACUCCAGAUAGCAGCAGAGGACUUAGGGACGCGGCGAUUAUGCACAUCAUCUCCUUCGCAGACGACGUUGUCUCUGACCAGAAGCUCAAGACGCUCCUGUAUGAGAGGUGUCAAGAAAUACCACACCUCAGUUGGGCCAUCAUGUGCGGAAAGGCUGGCAACUUUUGUCUGAGCUGUAAAAAUACCGGGCAGACUAAAUGCCCUGAGUGUGAGCAGCAUGAAAAGGUGCAGAAGGCACGAAGGCACGAAGCAGAGUGGCACGAAGGAGGGUUGCACGGAGGAUGGGGAGAAUGA